AUGCCUUUCAAUACGAAGUUAACCCGAGCUUUGGGAAUCAAAGGCAAGUUCCACGUCCACGUCUUCACUUACACCCGGAAUGCUAACUUAAAUUCGCAGUCCCCAUUAUACAAGGUGGCAUGCAAUGGCGCUCACCCAGCCUACUCCCGAAGACCUGCGAAAAGAAAUCCGAAAAUGCAGGACCAUGACCCAAAAGCCCUUCGGCGUGAAUAUCACUCUCCUUCCAGCCAUGACCCCCCAGAUUACGGAGCAUAUGCUCAAGUGGCUAUCGACGAGGGAAUCAAGAUCGUAGAGACUGCAGGAAACAGCCCCGGCCCCAUCAUCAAGCAGCUGAAGGCUGUGGGAAUUAUUAUUUUGCACAAGUGUACCACGAUCAAGCACGCACAGAGUGCUGUGAAGCUUGGCGUGGAUUUCUUGAGUAUAGAUGGCUUCGAAUGUGCUGGCCAUGUUGGCGAAACUGAUAUCACGAACUUGAUUCUACUUAGUCGAGCACGCCAAUCCAUCGGUAUCCCAUUUAUUGCGUCGGGGGGUUUCGCAGAUGGACAGGGUCUUGCUGCGGCCUUGAGUUUGGGAGCUGAGGGUAUCAAUAUGGGAACACGCUUCAUGUGCACGAUCGAAGCACCUAUCCACCAGAACAUUAAGCAGUCGAUCGUUGACGCUCAGGAGACCGAUACUGAGCUUGUGUUGCGAAGAUGGAGAAAUACCAGUCGGCUGUUCAAGAACAAAGUUGCCAGCGAGGCUGUGAAGAUUGAACAGGCAAGCACCACUGGAAAGUUUGAAGAAGUUGCGCCGUAUGUAAGCGGUAAGAGAGGCCGAGAGGUAUUCAUCAACGGUGACCCUGAGUUCGGGGUUUGGACUGCUGGCCAGGUCAUCGGCCUCAUCCAUGAUAUUCCAAGCUGUGCUGAUUUGAUAGGUCGCAUUGAGCGGGAUGCUGAGCAGACUUUGAAUUCUGCUUCUAGCCUGAUUGUCCCUUCAAGCAAGCUAUGA
Molecule: messenger RNA, 987 nt
Organism: Lachnellula hyalina
Lineage: Eukaryota; Fungi; Ascomycota; Leotiomycetes; Helotiales; Lachnaceae
Product: Nitronate monooxygenase
Exons: 3
Coding region: 1-987 (328 amino acids)
Molecular function (GO): nitronate monooxygenase activity
Source: RefSeq, a predicted model, not a curated record